UUGGCGCCAUCUUCGCCGGGCUCGAUGGGUUCGAUGGGUAGCGUUUUUCUUCCUUCCAUUCAUACUUGGACGAACAGCGGACGCGUACGCUUGGUGUGGUAAACAGUGCCCUCGAUCGACAAAGGAAACAAAGUGAAAAGUACAGUACUGAAAGUGUAAUUCGGUGUGUUGUGUAGCUAGUUUUGUAAAGCCGGUAUACUGUUUAUUUAUUUGUGCGAUAACAUCCCUGUGUAAAGAUGGUUCUAGAGAAGGAAAACUUAGCCGAAGCCAUGGAGGGUAUCAUCAAGAACACUCGCAAAGUGCUGACGGAGAGUGGUGCAAACGUAACCCCAACCAAGACGAUACCAAGCACCACAAACACGAUGGAGGAAAUCAAGGAAACCAUGGACGAAAAUACGGCCGAACCAAAGGAACAGACCAAAUGUGAAUUGUCCGAGGUGCAUAUGCAGGAAUCUGCACCGUUCGAUCCAUCGAUCGAACCACUGCUAAAGGAUAACCCUCGUCGCUUUGUGAUCUUCCCCAUUCAGUAUCCCGACAUUUGGCAAAUGUACAAGAAGGCGGAAGCUUCGUUCUGGACCGUGGAAGAGGUGGAUCUGUCCAAGGACAUGAAAGACUGGGAUUCAUUGAAACCGAGCGAACGCCACUUUAUCUCGCACGUGCUUGCCUUCUUUGCCGCAUCCGAUGGCAUCGUGAACGAAAACCUGGUCGAACGUUUCAGCCAGGAGGUACAGGUAACGGAAGCUCGCUGUUUUUACGGCUUUCAAAUAGCGAUGGAAAAUGUGCACAGCGAGAUGUACUCACUGCUAAUCGACACGUACAUUCGUGACUCAAAGGAAAGAGAUUUCCUGUUCAAUGCAAUUGAAACGCUGCCGUGCGUGAAGAAGAAGGCCGAUUGGGCACUGAACUGGAUCUCAAGCAAGAAGGCAAACUUUGGCGAGCGUGUCGUCGCGUUUGCUGCUGUCGAAGGUAUCUUCUUCAGCGGUAGCUUUGCCGCCAUUUUCUGGCUGAAGAAGCGUGGACUGAUGCCGGGACUUACCUUCUCGAACGAGCUGAUUUCGCGCGAUGAAGGACUACACUGUGACUUUGCCUGCCUGAUGUUUAAGUAUCUGGUACAGAAACCUUCGAAGGAGCGCGUGACGGCCAUCAUCCGUGAUGCUGUUGCAAUCGAGCAGGAAUUUUUGACGAAAGCCCUGCCAGUCGAUAUGCUCGGUAUGAACUGCGAUCUCAUGUCACAGUACAUUGAGUUCGUAGCCGAUCGUUUGCUGUUGGAGUUGGGCUGUGACAAGAUCUACCACACCAAAAAUCCGUUCAGCUUCAUGGAAUUCAUCUCGCUCGAGGGUAAGACGAACUUCUUCGAGAAGAAGGUGGGCGAAUACCAAAAGUGGGGUGUGAUGGCCAACCGUCUUGACAACGUGUUCACGCUUGAUGCGGACUUUUGAGCGAGACCGCAUAAAACAGGGAAAACGCUAGACGGUUUCGGGAUCAGAGGCUGACGACGCAUCCGGUAUGCGUACUUCUAUGAUAAACCGCGUGGCAAUAGUAAGAUUUAGCUGUAAAGUUAGAGCAGCUUUCCAAUCCCACCCAUCGUUCGAUUCUUCGUGAUGAAACUUAUCCUUUUCUUUAUCAAACCUUUUCUCGCGACUUGACAACACACAGCACUUGCAAUCAGGCUCAUCAUCAGAAGGUACUAGACACGAGAACAUUGUAUGUUUUUAUGAUUUUUUGUUUUAUUUUAUUCCAAGAUGUAAACCUAGUUUCCUUUUAAUUAGGUUCGAUAACUGUCUGUUCCCAAUAUAUGUCACUCCCGAAGUGCAUUAAUACUAUUUCUACGUUAAGAUUAGCUAAAAUUAUUCCUAUCUUUCCACAAAAUCAUACAUUAAUUUUACCAAUCGAAAUACCAUAGCAGGGGGAAACGUGUGAAAAUUGCGGCACAGAAACAAGUUUUGACGCAAGUUACGUUCAUGAUUCACGGCUUGAGCAGGGAAAAUGUGCAGUGGCACGUUUUUCUAUUAAAUAUCACCAAAACUUCUUAGUAAUGGUUGAUACGACACGGCCUGCAUUGUCGUGGAAGAGGGUGCCCAGGUGCUAUGAAGUUUAGGAUACAAUUAAAUUGUAAUUUUAGUAUCAUUAGUAGAAUAUAAUCAGACGUAUACACAUCAUCGCUUAAUGGAAUGGAACAUCUGUUUUGAUGAAUCUGCCUAUGAAUAAAGAGUUUUAUAAAUAUA
Molecule: messenger RNA, 2225 nt
Organism: Anopheles funestus (African malaria mosquito)
Lineage: Eukaryota; Metazoa; Arthropoda; Insecta; Diptera; Culicidae
Gene: RnrS
Product: ribonucleoside-diphosphate reductase subunit M2
Exons: 5
Coding region: 237-1439 (400 amino acids)
Biological process (GO): deoxyribonucleotide biosynthetic process
Cellular component (GO): cytosol
Molecular function (GO): ribonucleoside-diphosphate reductase activity, thioredoxin disulfide as acceptor
Source: RefSeq, a predicted model, not a curated record